Molecule: messenger RNA, 7870 nt
Organism: Stegodyphus dumicola
Lineage: Eukaryota; Metazoa; Arthropoda; Arachnida; Araneae; Eresidae
Biological process (GO): positive regulation of transcription by RNA polymerase II; cellular response to hormone stimulus
Cellular component (GO): nucleus
Molecular function (GO): nuclear receptor binding; protein dimerization activity
Source: RefSeq, a predicted model, not a curated record
CCAUUUCUGUUAGGUAUCGGUAGAUACAAAUAUGUCAUCAGCUGCUCCUAAAGCUGGUGUGUCAUCUGGAUUGCCAAAUUCUGCUCUAGAUGUCAUAAAUUCCGUUGUAAAAAGAAAAUCUCCUGACACCCCUAUUGAAGAGUCAAUUGCAAAAAGACCAGCUCCACAAAAUCAGCAGCAUGCACAUCUGGCUGGUCAGAACCCAAUGCUUGCAUCAAUGUUGGCUCAGACACCAAGAACAGCACCUUCUGUUCCUACCAGUGUAGCCAAUGCCAUUGUGUCGCAGCUACCUCAAGAACGAUUGCCAAAGAACCUUGAAAAGAAAUUGGUGCACACACCAUAUACUGCAGCUCCUACAAGUGGCACAAGCUCAGCUUCGAACAGUCAGUAUAGUUUCAGUCAAGUACAAGUGGGAGCACGCAGUCUUUUAUCAACUUCACUUCAACAGGAAGUAUUUACUGCAGAUUCUCGAGGGCAUGUUACUCUUGCCCCACAAAAUACACCGUCAAACUUUCAACAGGCUUCUAAUUUUUUUAAUAAAAUGCUCCCUUCUGGUGAAAAUAACCAGUCUGUUAAUCUGCAAGUUGGCAAUUAUGGUAAUCAUUUUGCAUCUAAUUCACAACCACAUCUGUCUCUACAUUCAACUUCAAAUUUAUUUGAUGGCAUCGCUGAAGCUACCAAUGAUUCUAACAAUAUGGUCAAUACUUCAGAUCCUUUAUUAUCAGAUAUUCUUGAUCAGGUUUGGAGUAUGGAACAAGACAUGCAUUUAGACAGUACAGUUGCUGAUGAUUUAGCAUUGUAUAAAUUACUGGAAGAUAUCCCUGAUACACUACCUGUUGCUAGUCCCAAACCACCUACUACUCAUGAUGUAAAUGAAAAAAUGGCCAUCAAUGCUAUUCAGAGGCAGCUUAUGAGUUUUGAAGUACCUGGUUCUCCUACUGUACCUAGGCAUUCUCCUCGUUUUCAGCAGCCUUCGUCAGCUGCCAUGAGUAUGACUCAAUCUCAAAUGGCUCCAAGUUCAUAUUCGCAAAUGAGCCAAUACCAAGCUGCUCCACCAGCAUAUACAAUGUCUAAUCCAACUCAGAGGACUCGAACACCUAAUAUGCAUGUUGUCCAAAAUAAUGCUGUAAAUAUGGUACCUACUUCUCAGCAAAUGGUUCAAAUGAAUAGUCAACGCCAAGUUUUACCACACUAUGGGCCAAUUACAUCAUUGAAUGAUCUUUCACCUCAGAUGAGACGACAUCUUAUUGAACAUAGACAGAAAAUAUAUCAACAACAGCAGCAAAAGAGGUUACAAAUGCAACAGAAACAGCAGUUGUCCCUUAACACAAGGCAGUCAAUACCUGAUAAUAUCUCCAAUAUGCAGUCUCCAGCUUCAGGUCCUUUUAAUGAGAAUAUGAAUGACCUUAUGAAUAACACUGUUGCUCCAAAUGUGACAUUACAGAGAUCUGUUAGUAUGCCUGAUUCACAGCUAUCUCCCAGAUUCUCCAAUAUGCAACCAAUGCCUAAUUCAGCUGCCCCACCUCCCAGUCCAUCUCAGCUUUCACCUGGCCAACGUCAGCAGCCACCUUUCUCACCAAUGUCCCAAUCGGGCUAUCCUAACAAUUACCCGCAAUCCCGACUUUCACCUCACAUGCAGUCUCAGUCUGGUUCCAAUCAAGCUUGGGUGCAGAGGGCAUCACAAAAUUCAGCUAAUCUUCAGCAGCUGAAUCCUAUGCUUAAUGCCCAACUUUCACAACAGGCUUCUUUUGCAACGCAGGCACGAUUUUCGGCUCAACAGCAGCAGCAACAGCCACGCCAGUUAAUAGUUCGCUCUAUGCCUAGUCCUGGUUCCAGAAAUUCACCUUAUUCCAAUCCUCCUGAUUCACCAUUUCAUCCACCUUCACCUGGUGUGGCAUUAUAUCAACAACAGCCUACUGCACUACCGCAACAGCCAGCACAACCCCCUCCACAAAGGCUUCAAAGAGCAGUAUCCAUUCCAAAUCGAGUCAACUCUCCUCGUGGCCUGCAGGCAGGUUACAGUGGAGCAGAUCCAAUUUUGUCUCCACAGACCUCCCCUGGGAGUUAUAAUCCUCCUGUUUCUAGUUAUAAUUCUUCCAUGCCAGUUUCAACUUCAUCGAGUUAUAAUUCAGAUUCUUUUUCAUAUGAACAGCAAGUAUAUCCCUCUUCCAUGAUAGAUAGAAAUCGUGGUAACGGAGGAGGUGCAAUGGCUUCAGAAUAUGUUCGACAAGAGCUUAGGGCUAUGGUGGGUGCUAGAACUCAGCAGCAUCAGGUGCACCAGCAGCAAUUAGUACAACAAAUGGCUCAAGCACCAGGAUCUCAGUCUGCAAAUCAGUCUCUUAGUCAAGCUGAUUUUGAUACACUAGGAUUCUCUCUUGACCUUGGCAAUGAUGGUCAGCCAUCAUCUCCCGCUUUGUUUCCUCAGUCCCUUCUUAGUGUUGCCGGAGGAAGUGAAAAUCAGACUCGGACUGGUAGUCCUAGGUAUCAAAUGGAAGAACGACCUGCUGAACAGAAAAAGUCACUUCUGCAACAGUUACUUUCAGAACCUCCAUGAAAUUUUUUUCUGCAUAGCUAAGUGAACUCAUGAAGUGGAUUAGUGUGCUUUUGUUUGAUUUUAUAUAUAUAAAAAAAGUGUUUGACUCAUGUCCACUUAAUAAACAUUUCGGGCUCUGUUGACCCAGCUCGCUGUUAACUUCGUGCUGGUUGCAGAUAGAGGAGAGCCCUUUUGGGAUCACUAAAUUCUCAGGAAUGGAGCAUGUGUUGUGUGUGCUCUUACGUUUGCAAAAUAUUUGAGAAACACGACACCAAGUCAUCAUUUGGAAAAGAUUACCUGCUUUAUACUAAUGAAAAAAUUUGUGUGUAUAUAUGCAUAUAAAUAAAUAUAUAAAUAUAUAUAUAUAUAUACAAUUGUAUACACAGUGUUAUACAUUCUUGUAAUGCUUGCAGUGCACAGUUCUGUGGCCUCUUAGAUGCUGCUGUUUAUAGGCUAUUUUCUUCAUCAAAUUUGCCUGAAUUUGUACAGCAUGUUUGUUGUGUUUGUUGUAUGCAUGUAUGUCAAUGUACAUAUAAAUACAUAUAUAAGUAUAGAAAUAUUGUAUUUGCAUAGUUUGUUCAUUAUGGACUUGAGGUGUGUUCAGAACUGAAGUUCAUAAUUUGUGUAUAGAAUUUGUUUUUUGUGAUUCAACCUGUGUUCACAAUGAACUGGAGAAUGUAACAUGGGAUAUACAUUGUGAUCUAAUUUGUAUUUAUGGCUUUGUAAAAAAAAGUAGCCUUGAAAUUAUUUUAAGAAAUGUAGGUAAUUGUAGAAUGUUGAAAACGUUUUAACAUUAUAUAUAAAAAUUAUAAAGAUAUAUUCAAUUUCGCUUGUAUAGAUUGUUAUAAAAAUUCUGACGUAUUUUUGUAUGAAAUGGAAUUUAUUUCCUUGAAUAGAAUAAUUUGAAAAUUUUCUGACAUCUUUAUAUUAUUUGAUAGCUUGAAGUUCGCAUCUAUUUUAUUUAAGCAGUAAUUUCAUUACAACCUUUAAAAGGUUUUAUAAUGUAUCCACUUGUUAGAGAGUUAUCAAUUUUAAGAAAGUAUUCAAAAUAAAUAGCUUCCUUUUUUAAAAUGACAGUGAGAACCCAAGACUUCCCAGGCACAUAAACUACAAUUCAGUUGAUUGUUCAAUAAUAUAUUGAAGCUCAAAAUGUUAAUAUACUUUUGGAGAAUCUGUUAUUAAGUGAUGCAUUGAAGUUACUUUGCAUAUUCACAAGAAAAUUAAAAGUAUCAAAAGUUGUAGAGCUAUACAGUUGCGAAUUAGCUUCCUUUACUUGUUACACAUUUCUAAAAUAAAAUAAAAACCCGAAAUAUGUGUUCAGCUAAGAAUUAUUUUAUUAAAAUAUUUUACAUGCAAUAUGCUGUCUGUAGUCUUUUAUUGCAGAUGUUGAUUUUAUAAAUUUUGGAAUUGAGACUAGUUGUAAGACAGGGACUGAUAUAGCUUCUCUUCUUAGAAAUUUAGCUCUUUAUAAAUUUGAGUAUGUAUAGUUAUUUGGUUAAAAAGUGCCUAUAUUUAUAGAGUAUUAUAACUCACAAAAAUUGCAAUUACUGUCAAUUCCCAAUUUACUGGAAUAAUAUCAAAGAUACUUGAACACUGCUAAGUUGAAACUCAUGUCUGCAAAUUGAUUAGAAUAUUACAUUUGAUGAUUCAUUGUGGGUGAUCUAUCACUGCUGUUACAUGUUUUUCCUUUUUGUAUCUUGGUAGACAGUUCUGAUAGUAGUUCCUGGAUAUGUUAACCUGUGCCCAGUUAGUUAAGAGUUGAUUUUAUUCAAAUAAAGUCUUAAAAUUUCUGGUUACCUACAGUUUCCAUUUUCAAUAUUUAAAUUUUAGCGAUACAGUUAAAGAAUUAAUGUAUAUAUGAAAAUUUUAGUGUGUGAUUGCUAUUUUAAAUAUAUGAAAUUUGUUUCUCUAAUUGUUGUUUGAGAUCUUAAUUUAAAAAAAAAAUAACUCCUAGUGGAGAAAAAAGAGAAUGUUACUAUAUUCAAUAGUUCUUGUGAGUUGUGAUUAUGAGUUUUCACAUUUUUGUACAUAGCAUGAAUGUUAAUGUAUUAUUGCUGCAUUUUUAAAUUCAUAAGAUGAAAAUAUUUAUUAAAUUUUAGAGAUAUUUGAUUAGUAUUUAUAAGGGGGAAAAGUGUCUACAGGUCAUUGUGAACAUGAAUUAUAAGUAGUGUCAUCAAUAGUGAGUUUUAAAAUUAAAUAAAUGAAUUGUCUGUGAUCAGUCGCUCGCUUGAGAAUUUUAGCAUUCUUCUGAAGUUAAUUGUGUAUAUAAUAGUACAAAAGAAAGUGGCUUGGUUUGUGUUGUCCAAAUUAUUAUAAAGUACUUUUGUAGUCUUUAUUUUAUAAUAUUUUCAGUUAAUUUAUAUGGAUUUCAGUAUAUUGUCAUUGUUAAAAUUUGUAUGGAAGUAAUUAAGAAAAUAUUUUAGCGAAGUAAUUUUUUGAUCAUCCAGAGCUGAAAUUCUGUAGUGUAUUUGAUCUUUUAAACAGCUUACCAAAAUAUCUCUUCGCAAAGUAUACUAUUUGAAUAUAAUUUUCUUUUAUUGGUCAGCGUAAAGGCAGCGUUUUUAAAAAUCUAUGGUUAUAUGCACCUGUUAGAACAUUUCAAAUGUUUAUAAUUCACUCUAGUCUGCUGAAGUAAUUAUUUCUUUGAAUUCUUCAUUGUCUUAAAUUCUUAUGUGAUAGCUUUCAAUUUCUGAAGUACCUGCAUCGUGAUUAUAAAGAUCUGACUUUAAUAAUUACUGUAAUUAAAAAAGAACUGCAUUGUGAAGGGCUUUGAAUUGAAAUAAAAAGCAUUCUAGGUAAGAGCUAGAUAAAUUUGAGGUUUUUUUAAGUUAAUACUGUAAUUCAUAAAAGUCUGCUGUCAAUAAGUUCAAGAUCAAGCAUUUAAAAAUUAAAAAAAAAAAGUAAAUUCUGGUUGUAUUUGGAUACGAUUUAUCAACUUAACAUUUUUAUUCCCCUCUCAAAUUUUUGUUCUUCAUUUUGGAGCCAUUUUUACACCAAGAUGUUUUUAAUUUGAAAAAUAGUUGAUUUUUGGUAUCUUUAGUUUUCAAGUGACUUGUUAGAUAGAAAUGUGGGAUUUCUCCUUGAACUUUCCUAUUAAUCAUUUUGAAGACCUUUUUUGAUACCUUUGCUGUUAAUUGAUAUUAUCAAAUAUGUUUUUUCUUUUCGUACUGUUUUAAAAUUUGGUAAUCCCCUGUUCGUUCAUUUUUAUAAUAAAUAAUACUGUUUUGCUUUUUUUGGGGGGGAGGGGGCCAUCACAGUUAUACAAGCAUAUGUUUUUUUGUUCUCAAUAGCGUUCACUGAAUAAAAUGCCAUUUCAUAAAUAUUUUAGUAGUCAACGGAAAUUGCUGCUGUUCUGAAGGAAAUGAAUCACUGGCAGCUUGGAAAAUUUGCCCGAUUAUUAGUUUAUAGUCAGUGUAAUCAUUGUUCUUAUCUGGAAUGCUCUUUGUUAUGUAUAACUUGAGUAUGAAAUUAAUGUUACUUUUAAAUAUUAUUGAUUGUAUUAAAAAUUGCUGUUUAUAUUACUCAGCAUGCAGAUGAUUUCUGAAAUACUUAGUGUUACAUCUAUAAGAAUUGAGAGAGAAAAAUUAAUAAUGAAUGGCCAGAUCCUGCACAUGGCAGUUACAGAAAAAUUACUUGAAAUAUGAGAAUCAGUCUGAGGUGUAAUCUCAAUAAUAUUUAAAGAGUUUAAAUUUUUUUCCCUCAUGGAAGUAUAAUGGAUUAACUUUAUAUGAUGUGCUAAUGCUAUUCUGAAUCAAAUUUUUGUUUUGAAGAGUAUUUCUAUAUACAUUUUUAGGACAUAUAUAUAAAACACAAGUGUACUGUGUUUAGCGAAACAUUAUAAUGCUCAUGUUAAAAAAAAAUCUGGUGAUCCCAUUUUAAUCUGUUAUUUAAUAUUUGCAGUUUAUUUUUUGUAUACAGUUGUAGUUUUUAGUGAUUAUAUUGCCUGAAAGUUGCAACUUGAGUCUUACAAUUUCAGUGAUUGUAGAGGGUUGUGAAGAAAAAAGCCUCACUAAUAAAUGAUGUCCAUUAAGUGAUAUAACUGAUGGUCCAAAAAAUAUACUAACGCCAAAAGAUUAUUUAGCUUAGCUUAACAGUGCACUUUUACUAUAGUUGUGCGUGGUGCAGAAUAUUUCUUGAGAAAUAUUUUUAUAAUAGAAUACCAACACAGUGAUUUUAGAUGAGUUCUACUGUGUGAAGUCCUGUGGAGCUCACGAAAGACAAAAGCAGUGAUUUUUUAGAUUAACAGUUUUUUGCAUGUUGUAGAAUAUAUGGAAUAACAUAAGAAAUGAGUUGUUGGACUUUAAAAUGAUAGUUCUAGCAUUGACUGAUGUACCACUUAUAGAAUUUAGUUUGAUUGGACUUCACCAGAGCAUAUAUUUAUAUUUUAGUGAAUACAUAUAGAAUUAGAAUUAUGAAAAUUGGUAAUAAAAUUAGUAAGGUGCCUUGUUAAAAGUAAAAAAGUAAUACCAAUUUGUUUCAUAAAGAUUUUAUUUUCAGAGAAAUGUCUUGAAAGUGAGUUGAAAUAUUUAUUUCUUCUCACUAAGAACUUACCUUUUUUUUUACUACUUAAAAAUGUGCAUUUAAAAAGAAACUGCUUCUCCUUAAUUGAGUUACUUCAUACACCAAUACCGGUUUUUCAUAUAGAGCUGAAAACAUUGGUGUAUUUUAUAUAAAUUAUUAAUUUUAAUACUGUGUGAAAUUCUGUAUCAAAAUUUAAUACCUAGCAAGAGCAUACUGAAAAUAAUUUUAAACCUUAAAUAGUAGUCCAGAAGUAUAAUUUGUUCUUUAUAGACUUAUCCAUGUACUGUGCUUUAUUUCUCUGAUUGUUUGGUUAUGAAAAUGAAGAGGGAAUAUUUUUGUAAAUUAUUUUAAUGUAAAGGCACUAUUUCUAGGAGAGUUAAUGAUUAUUUUUGAAAAACCUCUCAUUUAAUAUCAUUCGUUUUUCACUCAUUAUGUAAACUUUCAUCUUUGUAUAGUAUAUUUAAUGCAAAUUAACAAACCACAAGCACCAAGUUAGACCUGCACUAAUUUUUAUUGCUCUUGGACAUCAAUUUUGUCUGUGCACAUACAUUGUAGAUCUGGUCUUUUCCUUCCCCUUCAAAGAACUAGCCUCUAAAUUAUUAGUUUUGUCAUUGUACCAUAUGUGUCACAAAAAUGCAAUGUUUGUUUUCUUGAAAAUUAUUUUUGGGAGUGUGAGAGUUGCUUUGUUGCAUGGGAAGCAUUUUGAACAUACAUAAUUUUGGUCAUUUGAAAAUGCUUUUUGUAUAGUUUGAAUUCAUCAUUCAUUUAAUCUUAUUCUCAGAUUAACUGUGAAUUAAUAAAGUGGGUUUAUAUUAC